CGUGGGAAGGGACGAGUGGGAGAAGGUCAGGUCGCGCAGGCGCCAGCCCCGAACUUCCCACGGGCUGAUCAGUCGUGCGUGGCACUUGACACGCGUUGCGUCUUUUCGUUUCAGUUCUCUCGGAUUCCCUUACGGAUCGCGUCUCUUUCGUCCACCCGCUUGUACUCCGCUUUUCUCUCGCUCCCUCUCUUUCUCUGUCUGUCUCUCUCUCUCUCUCUCCCUCUCUCUCCCUCCCUCUGCCUCUGCUCUCGCCGUUACCAACGUAUUUCCUCUCGUCUUUUCUUUCUUUUUUUUUUUUUUUCCACUUUUCUUUCGCCCACCCUUCUCGUCCGUCCACCCGCCACGGUGUUUUCGUCUGGUUUCCCGUGUGUUCUCUGCCGUUUGCAAACUCGACCGGCAUUGGAACGUUCGGUGCUUUCGUCGCAGCAGAACGACGCGGAUUUCGGAUCGUUCUGGAUGGAAAUCGCGAUUUCGUCGCGACGACGCGGGACGCCAGAAACGGUGCAUAGGUGAAACUCGUUCGACGAACGCCAGCCGCGUUGAUCUAGGGCGAAAACUUAACCGGUGGUGUCGCGUCCAAAUCUCCGAGUGCAAACUCUUGGAAGGUUGUCGCGGCUUCGAUCCGAUUGCCGAAUCUAAUCGGGACAACGAACGCCGAUUCGAGUCCGCGAUUCGAGUGAUACACAGUGAACGAUCGAAGCCUGCGCGUGACCCCGUUUCCCGAUCGUGUUUCCCGAUAUUCUACCCGGUCAAGUUUUUCUGUGAUACUCGCGUUAUUCGCUCGAGCCUUGGAAACGUAUACGCGGCGACCAGCGACCACGUGUCGCUUUUCAACGACGAGCAGCGACGAGAAACGGAGGACAAAGUUGCGAGUUUCUUCCGAACCGUCCAUACAACUUUUUCUCACCUCGCAUCUUCGCUACUGAAUGUUCCAUUCACGCGGCCCUCUGGCUGUCCCCGUCAUCCUCGUUUUCUUCGUCGUCGUCGUCGUCGUCGUCGUCGUCGGGCUCGACAUCGAGCUCGUCACCGAGAUCACCGUUGAUGGACAACACCGCGGACCUUUUCUCCCUUUACACCAGCUGCCUUUGACUCGAUGCGAGCGGUACUCCUACGGGGGAAACAAGGAUCGAUAUUUACGAGCGAUCCCUGGGAGUGCCCUAGACAAGUGGUUGUCGUGGUUGGCGUUGUUACCGUUGUCGUCGCCGUCGUCGUCUUUGCCGUCGUCGUCGCCGCCGCCGUCGCCGCCACCGCCGUCGCUCUCGUCGUCGCCGUCGUCGUCACCGCCACCGUCACCGCCGCCGUCGCCACCGCCGCCACCGUCGUCGUCGUCUUCUUCUUCUUCGUCCUCACCGCCCUCGUCGUCGUCCUCGUCGCCCCCGUCGUCUUCUUCGUCGUCGUCGUCGCCGCCGCCGCCGUCGCCGCCGCUGCUGCUGUCGUCGUUCUUGUCGUCGUCGUAGUCAACGUCGUUGCC
Molecule: messenger RNA, 1471 nt
Organism: Eufriesea mexicana
Lineage: Eukaryota; Metazoa; Arthropoda; Insecta; Hymenoptera; Apidae
Product: neural Wiskott-Aldrich syndrome protein-like
Exons: 2
Coding region: 927-1457 (176 amino acids)
Molecular function (GO): DNA binding
Source: RefSeq, a predicted model, not a curated record